This is a messenger RNA of Arabidopsis arenosa, 1668 nucleotides long. Lineage: Eukaryota; Viridiplantae; Streptophyta; Magnoliopsida; Brassicales; Brassicaceae. The record is from the annotation of a GenBank genome assembly.
GCUUUAUUUGGAGUAGUUUAUGGACUUAAAACCCAGAAGUGAAUGGCGGGAAAAUUAACUUAAGAAUCCCCAAAUUAUAUCAGUCGAGGUCAAAAUCAAUGGAGAAAUACUUGGUUUCGCCGGAGUCAUCGCCGGCAAAAUCUACAACGACGGUCAGGCGGCCAUGGAAGCGAUCUUUAAUCGAAGUGACUGGACGAUUGGAGUCAGCUUACCGACACGAACUCUAUUCUCUAGUUUCUCAUUCCUACUUGGAGAUUGGGAAAUUUUCACAUUUUUAUCACUUGAACGAGAACCCAUGUGUAACCCAUAUGAGGGAGGUCCAACGCCUAUAUCAUUGCCCGACAAUGCGAGGUGUUGCAGGACUAGAUUUUGAUAACCGGGGUAUAUUCAUAGUGUCUGUCACAAGAUCAGGAUGCUUGAUGGUGCAUGACUUUGAAUCUCUAUAUUGCCAGAGUAAGGUUGGCCCAGGUGAAGCUUUGAUCUAUGCUCAUUUUCUAGUUUUGAAUCCUGAGUCAUCAAUCUUAGGUUCUUCGGAAGAUGAAAGUAAGCAUGUUGUGCAUUUUUCUUACCCUCCCGGAAGGGAAUUCGAUGUCGCUAGAUGGAAUCCUUCAAACCAGAAUGAGGUAGCCUGCACAUCGAGGAAACAUGAUCAAGUGCUUAUCUUCGAUAUCAGUUACAUGUCUCCCAAACCAACUGAGGUAUUGCAAACUAGACAGAAGCUAUCGAUUAUUGGCCGCAAAGUUUCUAGAGGUUUAUCUGAUGUUGCCAUGACUAGUGAUGAGGAUUCGAGAAUAUUUUCUCCAGAUACACUUGGUAUGGUUCAUGUGUGGGAUAGAAGAGCAGGAGUGUCUCCAUGCAUUGAACUUUCAACAGACAGAUAUGAUUCAAUCAAGAGUAUUCAAAUAUAUGUGGAUAAUCAGACUAUUUUUGGAGCUGGUAAAGAAGGAAUCAUUCAUAUCUGGGACCUUCGUGGAGGAAGAAACUCUUCUGCUUUUCAGAGCCGCAAAGAUAUGAGCCAGUUGCCUUUAGCAUCUCUACAUCUCGCACCGAUGCUGCAGAAGAUUGCAUCUCUGAAGGCACAGUCAAAAAUCUUGCCCAAGGAAAUCCAUUCCAUUAAUGUAAACCCGUCCUCUCCUCAUCAACUUGCAUUUCACCUUGACGAUGGUUGGUCCGGUGUUCUUGACAUAUAUAAAUCUGAAGUUACUCAUGUACAUUGCCCUCCCCCAGCUUGGUUGGAUGGUUCCGACAGUUCAGCUGAUUUAAUCUUGCGGAAACCAUCAUGGCUGCCAGCAUCAUCUAUUUAUGUUGUUGGGUCCAUGAGCGAGAAAGGAAUUCAUGUUCUUGAUUUCCAUCCAAGCUCCAGGUCUCCUUGUCACGUUGACUACGAUGAGGAUACACAGAGAAACGAGAAGAGAGACAAAUGUAAUCACAGUAACAAGUUUGUUUCAUUGUCUGAAACUGUCACAGGUUGUGCUGCACAUCCUCUCAACGGCAUGAUCGUAGCUGGAACUCAGAAUUCGUCUUUGCUGGUGAUCGCGCAGAGGCAUUGCUCAUCUUCAUCAGAAACUGCAGAAGGUGAACUGUAGCAUCUACUAGCUGGACUGGGCUUAGGUUUGUAACAUAGAAAUCAUCCACGAGAUUAUGUAUGAAUAUAAGUUUUGCUUAAAU